AUGAAAUUCGACUUACAAAGCACUAUUAUCUCAGCCUCCAACUCUCCGGAGAAGCGCGUUGUCUUCGUGAAGUGGAGUCCCGAUGGCGAAAGACUUGCCGUCGGCACUGCUGAUCAUAUAGUUCAAAUUGUUACAAUAUCUAGUAACGAGAUUAGCAAAAUCCCAAUUAAAGGUCGUGAAGAAGAUGCCAAGAAAAAUUUCACAGUUACUUCAUUUGAUUGGUCUCCUGAUUCAUCACGUUUUGCAAUAGGACAAUCAGAUUCAACAGUUGCUGUCUACGAUAUUGGUCCAGCUAAUGCUGUUGAUUAUCGCAAGAAAGUUGCAAUGAGAGUCGCUACAAAAGGAGCUCCUCUUUGCGUUGCUUGGCCAAAUUCUUCGUUAAAUGAAUUCGCUUACGGUUUAGCUGAUGGUUCUGUCUACCUUGCUCUCACAAAGCACAAGAAGGUCGAAGAAUUAUAUCGCCACGAUCUUCCACCGAUUUCUAUGGCUUCAUCCAAUAGACAAAAUGCAAUUAUCAUUGGACAUCUUGAUGGACAUGUUUUCAUGGUUAACGUUGAUAAUCACGCUCGCACACUUGUUACAAGGAUUACUGUUCCUCCUUUAGCUCUUUCAUGGGGUUCACAAGUCCUCGCUGCCGGUGCUGAUUUACAAGUUUAUUUCGCAGAUGCAAACGGCUCGAACGAGAACAAGGUCGACUUUUCCAACAAAGGCGAUCUCAGAUCAUUUACAGCUGCAACUUUCGAUCCAUCAGGCACAACAGCCAUGGUUGCAGGUAGAAACACUCUUAUCACAUUUAACUACUCCCAGCAUAUCCAGAACUGGCAACAAACAGCAAUUAUCGAAUUUGACGGAAUUUACCAAGUUCCAGACCUUUCAUGGUCUCCUGAUGGCUCAAGAAUUGCAGUUUCAUCUGUCACAGGCGCUGUUUUCAUCGUUUCUGCUUCUAUGGGUUCUUUCCGUUACAAGAAAUUAUUCGAAGUUAUCAACGUUACAGGAUCACAGAUCAAAGUUGUUGACUUACGUUCUAAGAAAGAAUUAAAUCUUCGCUCAGAUUACCGUAUUCUCUCUACAAACUUCCAACAAGAUCGUUAUGUCAUUGUUCGCACCACACAAUCCUUCCUUGUUGGCGAUACAAAGAGUCUUAAGACAUCAGAGAUGCCAGCCGCUCCUUGCGAUGGCGAGCCAACAAUCAACGAAAGGUUUGUCUUCAUUGAUGACAUAGCUGUCCUUGUCUGGAACACCGGCGAACUUACAGUUGUUGAGCUUGGCAAAGCAGAUCCACUUGCUGCCAUUCCAACCCAAUACGCAAGCUCGUAUCUUCUUUCAUUACGUUUCGGAGCCAAGAUUUUACGCGGCAAUGCCAAGAUUCUCGCAUACCUUGUUGAUUCUAAGACCAUCAGAAUCAUCGAUGUCGAGACACAGAACACUGUUGGCACUGUACAGAUCCAAUCUAAAAUUGACUGGCUCGAACUCAAUGUUUCCGGUACAAUGUUGCUCUUCAGAGAUUCAAAGCGCUCAUUGUACCUCUACAACAUCGUUUCAAGGCAGUUAAAUGGCCUUAUCAACCUUUGCAGCUACGCACAAUGGGUUCCAGAAGCAAACGUCAUCGUCGCACAAAGCAAGAAAUCACUCUACGUCUACUACUCCCCAUCAUCUCCUGAUGAAGUCCGUGUUUCUGAUAUCGAAGGCGAUGUUGUCGACAUCCAACGCUCGGGAACCAAAACAACUGUUACCAUUCAGAACGCUGGUUCAUGCCAGAACUAUCCUCUCGAUGGUUCUUUCAUUGCUUUCUCAGCUGCGAUGGAAUCAAAGAAACUCCGCGAAUCCGCACAGAUUCUUAUGCAGAUGGGAGACACAUGCACUGCCAGAUCACUCUGGGAAGAGCUUGCUCAAGCAGCAAUGGAGGAUCAAAAUUUUAUGGUUGCAGAAAUCAGCUAUUCCAAGCUCGGUGAUCUUUCUCGUGCCAGAUUCCUCCACAAACUCAACAAACUCAUCGAAAAGAACGGUCUUUCGAACUGCCAAGUACAAGCAAGAAUCGCGAUGUUACAAUCCAACUACAAACAAGCCGAAUACUGCCUUAUCGAGCACGACCAACUCGAUGAUGCCAUCAACAUGUACAAAUCCAUGCAUAUGUGGAACGAACUCCUCGAUCUUGCCGAACUUCGUACUCCUACACGCGCACAAGCCCUCAGAGACGAAUACUUCAACCAUCUCAUGUCUACAGGCCAAUACCAAACAGCCGCCAAGCUCAAGGCCGCCAGAGGAAACAUUUCGGAAGCCGUCGAUAUCUGUUUACAAGGAAACAAGCCACAAUUGGCCGCAGACAUUCUUUUGCAACACGAAGACAAGGCAAAUCCACAAUUAUUGUCCCACGUUGCAGAAGCUCUUGCCGGAAAACGCGAUGACAUCGCCGGCCAAAUCUACGAGAAGCUUGGCAACUCAAAGGCAGCUCUUGAAUCAUACAGGAAGGGCCAUGCUUACUUCAACGCCCUCGAACUUGCCAAAUCCGCUGAGCCAGAGUUAGUUGUCACUUUACAACACGAAUGGGCCGAUUAUUUAGUUUCUGUUGGCCAGAGCGAAGCAGCCAUUGUUCAUUACGUCGAUGCCGGUGAUUACUCACAAGCGUUGGCCGGAGCAAUUCGUGCUCAACAAUGGACACAAGCCGCUGACAUUCUCAAGUCUGUUUCUUCUUCUGUUGAUUUGAGAAACGAGUUGAGAAUUCAGUACUUGAGAGUUGCAAGACACUUCGCUUCUACCGAUGACACUAACACAGCAGAAGACUUGUUCCUUUCUGUCGAUGCACAUCAGGAUAUCAUCGAAAUGUAUUUGACGAAAGGACGUGUCAAAGAUGCACAGAGACAUGGAAAGAGAAACAUGAAGGCAGCACAAUUAGAGAAGUUGUUUAUUUCAACAGCGAAGAAACUCGAGAAGAAGAAAGACUCCCAGAAGAUUGCAGAAGAGAUCUACUUGUCAAUCAACCAGCCACAGCUCGCAAUCGACAUGUACACAGCUGCAGGAGACACAGAGUCUGUUCUUAGACUCACACAGAAGUUUGGUGGCGACAAAUCUCAGUUGGAAGACAUGGGAACUAAAGCUGAGAGAGAAGGAAAUCUCGCAGACGCUGAAUCAUUCUAUAUCAGAGCCGGAAAACCAGAGAAAGCAUUGUUCAUGUACUCACAAGAGAAGAAAUGGGAAGAUGCACUCAGAGUCGCUAAGAAAUAUGGUUCUCCUGAUCAACACGAUGACUUAAAGAUCGCCAUCAAAUGGGCAAGAGAUAUUGGUGGCGUUGCUGGCGUUCAGAAGCUUGUUUCCCUCGGAAAAGUUCAAGAAGCAUUGACAUAUUGCGCUGACAAUGGAAUUAUCGACAUGGCACAAUUGAUUUUCGAUAACUGCAACACAAUUCCUAAAACAGUUGUUGACCAAGCACACGAGAAAUUGGCUGUUGCAAUGGAAUCUGUCCAGAAUUUCUCCGCUGCAGAACAACAUUACAUCAUGUGUGGCAAACAGGAAGAAGCUGUUCAGAUGUAUCUCCAUUACAAGAUGAACAACGAUGCACAAAGAGUUGCACAGAAGUAUGGAUUGACAUCGAUGACAGCAUCGCAAUCCAUCAACAACAAAUCCCUUUCUCAAUCAACAGCAGGAGCAACAGGUGUCAAGAAAGGCCUUGCUUUGGAAUCCCAGAAGAAUUUCGAUGCUGCAAUCGACCACUAUUUGUCUUUGAGUGUUCAAGAUUGCGGUGGAGAAUCUCGUUACGACCAAGUCAUGGAGAGAGCAGUCAAAUUGGCAGCAAACUUCUCACAGAACAGAUUACAAGAAGUCGUCAUGAAUGUUGCAAAGAACUUGCUCUAUCUCCAGAGAUCUGCUUCGUUAGGAAAGAUCCUCGAAGGCAUCGACGCUUACCAAGAUGCUGUUGAGAUCUACAAACAAGCAGGAAUGUGGGAAGAUGCUAAGAGAAUAUCAGGAUAUCUCGAUGCAGAAGAUCAAAGACAAUUCAAGCAGGAUUACCAGAAUUGGCUCGCUUCUAAUAACAACGAUGCUAAAAUGCUCGAAAUGGGUGAUGUCGACAACGCUUUGGAGUUGAUUGCUUCACGUGGAGAAUGGGAUAGAUGUCUUCAAGAAGCACAGCAACAAGGACCAGAAUAUCUCGAAAAGUACACAAUGAAAUACGCUCAAACAUUAGUCGACAAACAAGAUUUCGAUAAGGCAAUUGCUGUUUUGGCCAAAUAUUCUCCUUCAGCAAAUUCAAAGUCAAUUCCUGCUUAUAUUACUCUUUGCCAGGCAACUGUUUAUGGUGUUCCAACAUAUGAGAACUUACCACAAACAUUCUUCCAGUUAAGAACAAUGAUGUUCAAGAUUGCAAAGGCUGCUUCACCACAAUCACAGAGCUACCAGAAGUUAAUCAACAUGACAAGAGCUGUUCAUUUACUUUGCCAAGCACAAACAUUGAACCAGCUUGGAUUAGAUGAUUUAGAAGCUAAAGCAUAUGUUGCUGCUUUGAGAUAUUGCGACAUUGUUCCUGCAGAUCAUUUGUUCUACAAGGCAGGAAGAUUAAUGGAGAAGCAGAAUAAUUUGGAGGCAGCUUUGAUAUUCUACAAUAGAUUCAUGGAUAUCUCUGAAGCUGUUGCAUCAGGAAAGAUCAAAGGAGCAAAUAUCGAUCAGUCUGGUUUCACAAGUACAGAUAUUCCAAGAGAUUUGUGCUUGAGAAUGAAGUUGGUCGUUGAUCAGGAUACAGUUGAAAAGAUCGAGAGUUGGAUUUUGGAUAAGAACGUUUCUUCUAACGCAGAAGGAAAAGUUCCAACAACAUCAUGUCCAAAGUGUGGACGCGAAAUCUAUUCUGCAGCUUUGAGAUGCCCUGCUUGCAGAACAGAAUUCGAGUUUUGCCAUGUAACUGGUUAUCCUGUAAUCAACCCAACACAAUGCACUUCUUGCGGAUGCGUAUCUAACAGAGCUGAUUGGGAUAGAUACAUCCAGAAGACAGGAAGAUGCCCAUGCUGCAAUGCACCUCAAACAGCUGGUAAUUAA
Molecule: messenger RNA, 5022 nt
Organism: Trichomonas vaginalis G3
Lineage: Eukaryota; Parabasalia; Trichomonadida; Trichomonadidae
Product: ift140/172-related cilium protein family
Exons: 1
Coding region: 1-5022 (1673 amino acids)
Biological process (GO): intraciliary transport
Cellular component (GO): intraciliary transport particle B; ciliary basal body; axoneme
Molecular function (GO): protein binding
Source: RefSeq, a predicted model, not a curated record